Messenger RNA from Hydractinia symbiolongicarpus, 1974 nucleotides. RefSeq lists its product as uncharacterized. The transcript is spliced from 7 exons. The record is from RefSeq and is a predicted model, not a curated record. Bases 114 to 1817 code for a protein of 567 amino acids. NCBI's taxonomy places the organism in Eukaryota, Metazoa, Cnidaria, Hydrozoa, Anthoathecata, Hydractiniidae. Gene Ontology annotation, molecular function: carbohydrate binding.
AAAAUAUAUUUACUGCAAAGCGGAACAUUCUUUUGGUGGCUUAUAUGCUCGUAUUUUUGCUUGUGAAGCAUUUAGAAAAAACUCGCAAAGAAUAAAGUAUCAGAGACUGAAAUAUGAAGUUGUUUUGGUUGGGUAUUGCCCUCCUUUGUUUCAUGCUGACAGAUAACAUAUCUGCAAUAAAAAAAAUUGCGUGCGAGCAUCGUCGAUUGCAACUCUCCUGCGCUGCUCGUUACUAUAUAGAUGUUCAACAUGCAAAUUAUGGACGAAGAAAUCACCAUACAUGCCGUGGAGCACAAUGGUGGAGAGUGCCUUGCAUCGCUCGCCACUCCCUCAUCAAAGUCAAGAAAGCAUGCCAAGGGAAGCAACAGUGUUCUCUGCAUGCGUCCAAUAGUGUUUAUGGAGAUCCCUGUCGCGGAUCUAAUAAAUACCUAGAAGUUAAUUAUCGUUGUGUGAGGCGAAAACCAAGAAAUGUAGCAUGCGAAAACCAUCGGUUGAAUUUGAGGUGUCCAGCUGGAAAGCGUUUACACAUUUAUUCGGCAAUUUAUGGCCGAGAAACAGAUUACUGCCCGGGGGUAAAUAUGCAUAAAAGAAAGUGUAGUUCAAAAACAUCAUUCACCGUUGUAAGGCGUGCCUGCCAAGGAAAGCAAUCUUGUACUCUACAUGCUUCAAAUAGAAUAUAUGGUGAUCCUUGUCAUGGUGUUUACAAAUACUUGAAAGUUGAUUACAGAUGUGUUGUGAGAAAACCUUCUAACGUCGCUUGUGAACAUCAAACAUUGAGCCUUCGAUGCUCCCGUGGAAAGGUGUUAAAAAUACGAUCGGCCAAUUAUGGUCGCACAACAGCUUUGUAUUGCACUGGCGCCAAUAGUCACGUAAGAAACUGCAAAGCGCCUUCAUCGUUAUCAAAAGUCCGUGCUGCAUGUGACAAUAAUCCAUCCUGCUCACUGCGUGCAUCAAAUGGUCUGUUUGGCGAUCCUUGUCGAGGGGUGUACAAAUAUUUAGUUGUUACCGCGAAAUGCAUCACACGAUCACCUCCCACCACAACUACUACUACCACUCGGCCCACAACAACAACAACAACAACAACAAGAUCAACAAUUGCUACAACUACGCCAACAACGACCACAACUACGCCAACAACGACCACAACUACGCCAACAACGACCACAACUACGCCAACAACGACCACAACUACGCCAGCAACUACAACUACAACAACUACCACCCAACCACCACCUGGUUCUCCAAUGCAUAAGACAUCAUGUCCUGGACAAAUAAUGCAUCUCAAUUGUCCUUUCGGAACAAAAAUAAAGAUUUCAGAUGGUAACUACGGCCGUUUAUCUAAAUCCAUUUGUCCUGACGCAACUUCUGGCUAUACUGAUACUUGUACGUCAAAAACAUCAAAAGCUCGCAUGAUUUCUCUUUGUAAUGGAGAACAGUCUUGUUUAAUUCCUGCAACUUUAAAACUUUUUGGUGAUCCAUGUCCAGGCGUGUCUAAGUAUAUAGAAGUUGACUACCAAUGUGUCGCUUACACAAUGCAUCGUCAUACCGCCUGUGAAGGGAGCGUGGCACGUCUUCAGUGUGCCACAGGAAAGGGCAUCAAAGUUUUAUCAGCAAACUAUGGUCGAUUGAGCACUGCCAUAUGCCAUGGUGCAAACUACAUCAACACCAACACAUGUCGUGAACCGACAACAAAGUUAAAGGUGGCCAAAUUUUGUGACAACAAGAACAGCUGUGAAGUUAGGGCUAACAGCGCAGUGUUUGGUGACCCUUGUAAAAGCAUCUAUAAGUAUCUUCGUGUCAUUUAUGCUUGUGUAUAGCAUGGCGAGCAUUAACCAUUCUACUGAUUUGGUGAUUUCGUACAAAUGACUUUAUUAUUGCUGUGUGCGCCUCUCUGUAAAUGUGUUUUAUAUUAUUCAUCCAUAUAUAUUAUGUAGUCUCGUUGGAUGGUAUCAAACAAACAUUUUCAUUCCGUUA